Molecule: messenger RNA, 204 nt
Organism: Penicillium canescens
Lineage: Eukaryota; Fungi; Ascomycota; Eurotiomycetes; Eurotiales; Aspergillaceae
Exons: 2
Coding region: 1-204 (67 amino acids)
Source: RefSeq, a predicted model, not a curated record
AUGGUUAUUGAUCGCACCUUGUCAUUGAAUAAAAGUAUGGCCGAGAAGGGUGUUAAGCGUAUGGGUGUCUGGGUCUCAGAUAUGGCUGAUCGGCGAAGCCGGGAAUUAGAUGGCUAUCAAUGUUCCGGGCAAGAAGCUAUAUGUGGCUGCCAGGUGGUCAUUCAAACAUACGUCAGCCUGGAGCGUCAACCUUUUGCGUACUAG